Molecule: messenger RNA, 1700 nt
Organism: Zingiber officinale
Lineage: Eukaryota; Viridiplantae; Streptophyta; Magnoliopsida; Zingiberales; Zingiberaceae
Product: 20 kDa chaperonin, chloroplastic-like
Exons: 10
Coding region: 264-1547 (427 amino acids)
Cellular component (GO): mitochondrial matrix; chloroplast
Molecular function (GO): ATP binding; metal ion binding; protein-folding chaperone binding
Source: RefSeq, a predicted model, not a curated record
CGUGCACAACCUUUCCCUCUAGUAGCGAUCUAAUUUAUCAGCCCCAGAGAGAGUGCCCAUUGCGAACCCAAGGCCGAGCGAAAUCAAGGGGAAACGAGACACAGCGACGACACCGGUGAGGUAGGCAGAAGGCGAUGACGUCCGCCGCGGUGGAGAAAAAGCAACCUGCAGAGGUGGAGGGCGAGAUGUGCGCGCCAGCGGCGAGGUGAGAGGAGGCGGAGGCGGAGGCGAGGGGUUGCGGUAGUACUACGUUCAGCACAUCCAUGAUCUCCAGCUCUAGAUCAGGCAGAAGGCGAACAACCUCCAGCGCCUCGAGGCCCAACGGAACGAUCUCAACUCUCGCGUCAGAAUGCUCCGAGAAGAGCUGCAGCUGCUUCAGAAGCCUGGUUCGUAUGUUGGAGAGCCAGAGAGGUGGUGAAAGUGAUGGGGAAAUCCAAGGUCCUAGUCAAGCAUUGGUACUAUAUUUUCCUUCGAUUCAAAAAAGGCAGGCUUCUGGACCUAUGUAUUGCUACAAAGAUGGAAAACUCACUGCAUUGGAGGAAGCAAACCAGCCUGAUGGAAUAUAUGUUCAUGAAAAGUGCGUUGUAUGUUGGUCACUCGAAACCCCUAACGUGACUGUCUUGCUAAGCGUGUUCCGCGGGGCAACAGAAGCUUCUCGGAUAAUACCUACGCCGUCUCGUUUCGACUGCAAGCCCAGCAGGAAGUGCCAAUUACCCAUCGCUAGGGUUUUGUGUCUGCUCCCCUUGAUCGAGGUAGGAUUUUUCCUUGGACCGAUGGCAGCCCUGCAACCGUUUUCAUGCGGAGUGGUCGGAGCGCGGAGUUUUCCUUUGUUCGAAGGUCUCCGUCUUGCCCCAACCGCCGCUCGCACCUCUUCCUGUUCUGGAACACGAGGGAUGGCGCUAAAAAGGAGUUUUUCUGGACUUGUCGUCAAGGCUGCUACAGUUAUCGCUCCCAAGUACACAUCUAUCCAGCCUGUGGGUGAUAGAGUCUUAGUUAAGAUCAAGUCUUCUGAGGAGCAAACCAGUGGAGGAAUACUUCUGCCUACUACUGCUCAGACAAAACCUCAAAGUGGUGAGGUUGUUGCUGUUGGAGAAGGUAGAACAAUUGGGAAAAUUGAAAUAAAAAUUGGAAUUGAGGCUGGUAAACAAGUCGUCUACUCAAAGUAUGCUGGAACAGAACUUGAAUUCCAUGGAUCGAAUCAUCUAUUGUUGAAAGAAGAUGACCUCAUUGGUAUUCUUGAAACGGACGAUAUCAAGGACCUCAAGCCACUCAAUGAUCGUGUUCUAAUCAAGGUGGCAGAAGCGGAAGAGAAAACUGCUGGCGGUUUACUGCUAACUCAGGCCACAAAGGAGAAGCCUUCGGUGGGGACGGUGAUUGCCGUGGGCCCUGGCAAUUUAGAUCCAGAAGGCAAUAGAACACCAUUGAAACUCGAAGCUGGGAGCACCGUCAUGUUUUCCAAGUAUGCUGGAAGUGAGUUCAAAAGCAGCGACGGUGCAGAAUUCAUUGUUCUGAGAGCAUCAGACGUGAUGGCAUCCCUCUCUUCGUAGGCUAGUCUUGCGCCAACAUUAAUUUUAUUGAAUCUAAUAUCCUGUUCUGAGAUUAUUCUCCAACCAUGGCUUUAAGAUUUAUAUUAUUUAGUUAAAACUAAUUUGUAUACAACCUAUCAUUUCUUUAAAAUUGCUGGGAACAUUUUGAAGCAA